Molecule: messenger RNA, 766 nt
Organism: Danio rerio (zebrafish)
Lineage: Eukaryota; Metazoa; Chordata; Actinopteri; Cypriniformes; Danionidae
Source: RefSeq, a predicted model, not a curated record
AUUAUUUUUCAGAUCCUCCAAAGAGCGUCUCAGUGUCCGUCAGUGGAUCUGCUGUAAUAGUGUCUGGAGAUUCAGUGACUCUGAACUGCAGCAGCGACUCAAACCCUCCUGCACUGAACUUCAGCUGGUUAAAAGGAGAAUCAUCUGUAGGAUCUGGAAGAAUCUUCAGCAUCUCAAACAUCAGCUCUGAUCACAGCGGAGAAUACAAGUGUAGAGCCAGAAAUAAACAUGGAGAGAAAAACUCUGAUCCUGUGAUGCUGAAUGUCAUGUAUCCUCCCAGGAAUGUCUCAGUAUUUAUAAAUGGAUCUGCUGUAAUAGUGUCUGGAGAUUCAGUGACUCUGAGCUGCAGCAGCGACUCAAACCCUCCUGCUGUGAACUUUACCUGGUUUAAGGAGAAUCAAAGCUCAGCUGUUGGAUCUGGACAGAGUUUUAGUGCACUAGAUAGUGGUCGAUACUACUGUGAGGCUGAGAAUAAAUAUGGCUCUCAGAGAUCAGAGUCUGUUUCAGUCACUGAAGGGGUUCAGAGAUCUGCUCUGCUCACACUUACUGGGGUUGUGGCGGGAUGUGGAGGAUUGAUCUUCAUCAUCAUCUUCAUUAUUGUGUUCAUAUGGUGAGUGAAUGCUGAGCUGAUCUCGAAUUAAAAGGCUGUUUCAAAAAUUAAAAUGAAUAUAGAACUUACUGAACCCGAGGCAUUAAUGAAAAUAUAUGUUAAUAUAUUACUUUUUAAUACUUUGAAAUAUUUUUCUUCAGGAAGAAGAAGAAGAGA